AUGGACGUGAUCAAAGAGCUCAUCAUUCAAGCCGCUACCAUAGGUGCGAUAUUCAACUAUCGCACCACCAUUACUAAGGGCUCCGAGACGCCUCUUGCGAUUUUUUGUCUGGGACUCGCGGCGUCCUAUUUCUGCCGCUUUGUUCUUCCUCUGCGUUUCAAUCCGACCAACCCAUUCACCAGCGAGUUCGCUCGACGUCGUUUGCAGCAUACCAAGGGGAAAGGUCGCGGCAAUGGCAAACUCGACAGAGCCGAUCUCAGCGAUAUGUACGGUACCGAGCACACCUACUUCAACCUGAAACUGGAUCCUGAUACAAUGUGGGAAAAUGUAAGGACGGCUUCAAAAGUGUUUGUGCAACCAAAGAGCUGACCUUCUACCCAACAGUGUGGUUACUGGAAGGUAAUUUCACCACGAUGCUUCUAGAAUACGUGUCACUCACGAAAUGCCUUAGAACGCCAAUGGACAUUUUCCAACAGCGUGCCGGGAUCUCUUUGAAAAGAUGCUGACUGUUUCGGGAGCUCUGGACAAUGAACCAACAUCUAUUCUGGAGCCCGGUUGUGGCUGCGUGGAAGCUGCGCUGCAUAUGCUGUCAAACAGACCACAGAAUCUGGUGAAUUAUGUUGGAUUGAACAUAAACAAAAUCCAAGCCCAGUUUUGUCAAGAGCGCCUCAAGGACUGGCAAAGCGAGCAUGGCAAACCAGCUCAGACGCAGACUCUGCGCGUUUUCAAAGCAGAUGCAGCCCAGCCAGAGACGUGGUCAAACGAAGUUCGCGACACCAUCCAUUCUUUCAUGCAGCCUUCGGCUUCGAUAUCGCCAGAGAAAGCUCCUGCUCGCAAAUGGCUGAUUUGUGUUGAUUGCCUUUACCAUUUCCGCGCUGGCCGCGAGAAGUUGCUGACUUACGCCAAGGAGGAGUUUGGCACGUCUCUUGUGGCAACCGACUAUUUGAUCAAAGAGAACUUAUCUUUCGUGGAGCGCUGGCUGUUGUGGGCGACUUUGACUGGUAUUCAGAUUCCUUGGUGGAAUCGUCUAACGAAGCAGCAGUACAUCGACCUUCUUGUACGAUGCGGUUACGACCGCGACAGCAUCCAGAUCAUCGAUAUCACGGAGCAUUCUUUUACGCCGUAUGCCGACUUUCUCAGCGCGCAAACGAAGAAGUGGGACGAGAUUGGUGGGUCGAUGGCAGCUAUUCGACCUUUUGUUCACUGGGGAUAUUGUUUGCGAUACUGGGGAUGGGCCGGUACUUUGAGAUCAGUGAUGAUUGUAGCUCAUCCAAAGAAGUAG
Lecanosticta acicola is the source of this 1282-nucleotide messenger RNA. NCBI's taxonomy places the organism in Eukaryota, Fungi, Ascomycota, Dothideomycetes, Mycosphaerellales, Mycosphaerellaceae. The record is from the annotation of a GenBank genome assembly.